Messenger RNA from Microthlaspi erraticum, 1206 nucleotides. NCBI's taxonomy places the organism in Eukaryota, Viridiplantae, Streptophyta, Magnoliopsida, Brassicales, Brassicaceae. The record is from the annotation of a GenBank genome assembly.
AUGAGCAGCUCCAGAGAGGGAUCUCCCGAUUGGCUUCGAUCUUACGAGGUACCCACCACCACUUCAUUGUUGUCACUAUCCUCUCCAGAGGAUAGCCCUUUCAGGGAUUCCGAAACCAUUUCGUCUCUUCCUGUGCCUGAUGAAAUUGACGCCACCGCAAUUCCUGACGAAGAAUCCGCGGAGUCUCUGUCUAGGAAGAAUUCAAAAACGAAGUUGGUGACGAAGCAAGUGAGUAUCGAACAAGUGUUUUCUAGAAAGAAGAAAGCAGAUGCAAGUCUCAACAUUGAAGAGAAGAAGAAUGGAAAAAAAGUUGUAGACGAGGAAGUCCCUAGCAAACAUAAGAAGGCUCAAGGAGAAGAUGAUUCUGUAUGGCUUCUCUCAUCUGAUUCUGAACAGGGUAGUCCGAUAAGGCAGCAAGUGAUUGCGUCACCUGAAAAGGAUGAGGAUUUCGUUAUUCAAGCUAAGGAGGGAGAGCCUGCAGUUAAGAAGGCUUCAAAGAAAAAAUCUCCGAAGAAAAAGCCAAAAAGUGGCUGUCAGAUACCCAAGAAAGAAAACAGUCCAGAAGAAAUUUUGAAAACUGAAGAUGAAGAUACAGAUGCCGUAUUAGCCGAGGAAGUAACAACGGAUAAGAGUAACAAGCCUUCUUCGGGCUCGAGUUCAAGAUUGCCUUUGGUACUUUCUGAGAAGGUGAAUCGAACAAAGGUACUUGUUGAAUGUGAAGGGGACUCGAUAGAUUUGAGCGGAGACAUGGGGGCUGUUGGACGCGUGGUUGUUUCAGACACAACCGAGGACGUGUACUUGGACUUGAAAGGAACCAUAUAUAAAUCAACAAUUGUGCCAUCCAGAACAUUUUGCAUAGUUAACGUAAGUCAGUCAGAGGCAAAGAUUGAAGCUAUAAUGAAUGACUUCAUACAACUAACACCACAAUCUAAUGUCUUUGUAGCAGAAACAAUGAUGGAAGGCACUCUGGAGGGAUACUCGUUCGAUUCAGAUGAUGAAGCUAACAAAAACGCCAAGACUGCUUCAAAGCCAGCUGAUCAAAGUGGAGGCACAGAAGAAGUAACCAAAGCAAAUGGCAAAGCCAAAGCCAAAGCAAAAGGCGAAAACGUUUUGGGGAAAAAGAGAGGAAGACCAUCUAAAGAGAAGCAGCCACCAGCAAAGAAGGCUAGAAAUUCUGCUCCUACGAAAACUAAACCCAAGAAAUGA